GCGCGGAACAGCUCCGUAUUCAGACGUGUGUGUAGCAGCCUUGUACUGUGCACUUGAUAAUAAGGAGCUGCUGACACGCUGGGGAUUCCCGCCUCAGCAUGCCCCAUAAGAGCAAGAAAGACAAGGAGUCCUCCAAGUCUGGAAGGUCGAAGAAAUCUGACAAGAAUGGGCCCUCAGACCAAGAUGGCAAGAAGGUGCCUCCUGCUGCCCAGCUCCUCCGGGUGAAACAGCCGGGGUCACACUCGGCCAUGAAGCGCGAGAAGCGCUUCAGCACAUCCACGUUUCCUCUCAGUGCCAACAGAGAACUCCAGAAACUCACCCCAAUCGUAGAUGUGGCCCCGGCGGAGCAGGAGAAGCUCUUCAUCCAGAAGCUGCGUCAAUGCUGCGUUCUGUUUGACUUCCUCUCCGACCCGCUCAGUGACCUCAAGUGGAAAGAGGUCAAACGGGCGGCGCUCAGUGAGAUGGUGGAGUACAUCACCCACAACCGCAAUGUUAUCACCGAGCCCAUCUACCCUGAGGUCGUGCACAUGUUUGCAGUUAACAUGUUCCGGACCCUCCCACCUUCGUCCAACCCCACCGGAGCAGAGUUUGACCCCGAGGAGGACGAGCCCACGCUGGAGGCUGCAUGGCCACAUCUCCAGCUCGUCUAUGAAUUUUUCCUUAGGUUUUUAGAAUCGCCCGAUUUUCAGCCCAACAUAGCAAAGAAAUAUAUUGACCAGAAGUUUGUUAUGCAGCUGCUAGAACUGUUUGACAGUGAGGACCCCAGAGAGCGAGACUUCCUCAAAACCACGCUCCACCGCAUCUACGGGAAGUUCCUGGGGCUGCGGGCUUACAUCAGGAAACAGAUCAAUAAUAUUUUCUAUAGGUUUAUCUACGAAACAGAGCAUCACAAUGGUAUAGCAGAGCUGCUGGAGAUACUUGGAAGUAUAAUUAAUGGAUUUGCCUUACCACUUAAAGAAGAGCACAAGAUUUUUCUGUUGAAGGUUCUAUUGCCUCUGCACAAAGUCAAAUCACUCAGUGUCUACCAUCCACAGUUGGCCUAUUGCGUCGUGCAGUUUCUGGAGAAGGACAGCACUCUGACCGAGCCGGUGGUGAUGGCCCUGCUGAAGUACUGGCCUAAGACCCACAGUCCUAAAGAGGUGAUGUUCCUCAACGAGCUGGAGGAAAUCCUGGAUGUGAUCGAGCCCUCAGAGUUUGUGAAGGUCCAGGAGCCGCUCUUCAGACAGCUGGCCAAGUGUGUAUCCAGCCCGCACUUCCAGGUGGCAGAGAGAGCCUUGUACUACUGGAACAAUGAGUACAUCAUGAGCCUGAUCAGCGACAACGCAGCCAAGAUCCUGCCCAUCAUGUUCCCAGCAUUGUACCGCAACUCCAAGACUCACUGGAACAAGACCAUCCACGGUCUGAUAUACAACGCUCUGAAGCUCUUCAUGGAGAUGAACCAGAAGCUGUUCGACGACUGUACACAACAGUUCAGAGCCGAGAAAAACAAAGAAAAGGCAAAGUCUAAAGAACGUGAGGAGGCUUGGAUUAAGAUCGAAAACCUUGCCAAAUCUAAUCCACAGUUCUCUUUGUAUGUUGAUUCCUCUGACCUCAAUAGUCCUGUAGCAAUGGAGACGGAUGUCCCGUUGAUAGAAGAUGUUCAGAGGUUAAAAAAGACAGUUGAGGAGGGCGCCACUCAGUUGCAGCUGGAGCAGAGGAAAGAGCGGCCCAUGGUGCGGCGCAAGUCCGAGCUGCCUCAGGAUAUCUACACCACAAAAGCCUUGGAGUCCCACCGCAGAGCUGAAGAAAUGCUGACCACCCACGAUGGACUCUAGGGGGCGCUGUCUCCGUGUUCGUUGCCCUUCCUCCCAGACGGACAGCCAUGAACUCUGUGUGUCGCCAUGGUUACGCCUGGCUCCGCCCUCCUUAGUUCGUUUCAUUCCUGCAGUUCGGACCCCUUACUCAGACUUUCUCAGGUUUUUUUCUGUUGGAGAGGAGGCUCGUGUUGGUCGUUUAGCCCUUGACAUUUCACUGUGUUGUUUGCUCCAGUGUUCUCCUCUGAGGGGCGCUGUUUAUCCGACAGUAGGGUCCGGUCAACAGGAGAGCUUUAGUUUUUUUAAAAGAAUAUUCAUUUGGGACAGUGUAGUGUGCAUACCAGACCAGAGGGUGACAGUGUUUCUUCUAUAGCACAAUAGUGUAAGCUCAGAAUAAGCUCCUGAUACACUUGAGGGCCUUUUAUAAGCGGAUACCUGAAUGCUGAAAUCUGGUGCAUUAUUUUAUUAAUAGCUACUCACAAGGGUUGUAAGUAAUGAUUAAAUAAAAUAAUUUAAAUUAGAGUGUAUAUUUAUACUAAAUUAAGCCAUUUGGAUCAAAUUGGCUGAUUAAUACUUGUGUAAUUAACCAUCUGCUGUAAAGUGGGCUGUUCCACGUUGAAAUAAUUAACUGGAAAUUUCAGAUAUUUUGUUCCAGGGAGACCCAGAAAACAUGACACUAUUAUUACAGAAUUAACAAAAGAUGUUUAAUGGACCUAUUGUCGUGUAAACAGUUUUUCUUUUUCUAAACUGUUACUGUAAAUGUGGAAUCUCGGAAUACCACUCAGCGAGGUCCAUCAUUCCUGCUUCCUUUUCAUCGGAUCGACUCCGGAACUGACUGGCUCACUGUCCCAAGCCUGUGUCCUGCUUCUGUCUGAAAGGGAACGGCUGCCCUUCCACUGCACUGUUGUCAGAGGACCUGCCCUGGGGCAAUCUUCGCUCAGUGCCAAGACUCUCCCCUGGUCUCCACUGGUCUCCACGGUGACUGACAUGAGGACUCCUGCCUGGUUGUGGUUGUGUUCUUCUUUGUGGUUCUCUAGCACACUGAGGCCUGUUCUUAGCCGUGUCCAGCGCCGGUGAGGGCCCUCUGACACUUUCGGCUUGGUUUGUGCCAUACGUUGCAACUUUUUUGUGCUUGCUUCUUUUUGUUUAUUGGCAAUUCUGAAAAAAAAAAAGAAAAACAGACCACAAAGACAGUUUAAACAAUGGUACUCUGGCUUCCCUCUCCAUGGAAGCUUGAUUGGAAGUUUGAGUUUAGCUGAGACAGGCGAGGCUGCCUAAGAUGGGGGCAAUGUAUUACAAAGAUGUCUUGGAAAUAUAGUCUUAAAAUAUAUGAAAAUUAUGUUGACAUAAUUGUGAUCUUGUUCUCUACGUCAUUCCUGCAUCUUCAGCUUUUAGAUCGUAGAGUUUAGACAUGAAAUCCGUGUGGCUCUAGUUUUAGUGUUAAAUAUUCCAGCCCCAGUACCAUUGUUUAAAGUGCACUGGUCUGCACUGUGGAUUGGUUUGGGCCGUACUCUAAACUGACAGCCUGCUCCCUGCGACCUCAGAAGCAGGCGCUGACAACAAACUGACGUACCUGUUUUCAUACUGUCUUUGCUUGAAUGCAAAAAGCUGUAAAUGAAGAACCAUGUUAAACAUGUACUUAAACCUGGAGGAAUGCCAUCAUGGACUUCUGUUGUAGACUCCAUUGCAUUUAUAAACCAGUCUUGCUUGCUGAGAGAGAUGUUCUAUGGAUUUUAUGACUUUGAGUACGAGCUGUGUGCGAUGAUUUCUGUGCUGACAAUUCAUCCGUGUUGAGAUGACUUCAGUGAUGGCUUGUGCUCACUGCAGGCUCUUUGCAGUCUUUUACUUUUAACAUAUUAUUUCCAAAAAAUAACUUAAAGUGUCCUUUUGUAUGUGACCUGUACUAUAUGAUUCAUUUAAUAUUGUAUAUAUGAUUUACCUUGUUUCAUGUAGUGUUAUAUAUCUAGAUUAAUUUUGUACAAAUUGUCCCUCUGUACAGAAUAAAACAUCAAUAGCAAGUAAAACGGCUCCUGGCAC
Molecule: messenger RNA, 3830 nt
Organism: Periophthalmus magnuspinnatus
Lineage: Eukaryota; Metazoa; Chordata; Actinopteri; Gobiiformes; Gobiidae
Product: serine/threonine-protein phosphatase 2A 56 kDa regulatory subunit gamma isoform
Exons: 16
Coding region: 99-1814 (571 amino acids)
Biological process (GO): signal transduction; protein dephosphorylation
Cellular component (GO): cytosol; nucleus; protein phosphatase type 2A complex
Molecular function (GO): protein phosphatase activator activity
Source: RefSeq, a predicted model, not a curated record